AUGCAUGCGGCCGAUGGUAUUGAUGCUGUUAGGGAUCACUUCGUCGACAGGAAAGGAGAGGACACCCCUUUGACCACUCCUCUGAAAAGCCCUAGCGACAAACUUGAAAACGCUCCUCGCACGCUGUCCGAACCAGAUGAAUUCGAAAAUGCCUUUUUCUCUCAUGUCGCAGACGUCAUCAAAGUUGACUAUUGGACGCGCAGGUUAGAUUUUCUCAGACGUCAGGCCAAGGGCGCUCAACAGGAGCACGAAAGAGAACAGAAAAGGAGCAAUCAAUUUCCCAUACUCAUUGAACAGUCUCUACAAAGGAAGAACCAAAUCGACGCCGAGUAUCAGACAGCCAGGUCUGAGGGAGACGCCUCCAUAGUGACGGCACGGGCAUCCGCAGCCAACUUCAGGCGAAUACUGCGAGACACCUUCGAGUCCUCCAAGGAUGAUCAAAUUAGGACUUUGGCUAAUCAUGUGGCCACUCUUGAGCAGAACGUGAGAGAUCUCCGCUCGGAAUCGGAAGCAGUAGCCUCGUCUCGCCCGCAGUCUGAUGAACUGCUCAGAUGCCUGCAAAGACUAGAAGAGCUGAAUUCGGAGAAUGAGGCACUCCGGGAGCGGGUGGAAAGUUUAGAACAGAAAUCAGCGUCAAUGGAAUCGUGUCUCGGAGGCUUGAAAGGCGUAUCUGCAUCUGUGUCAGAAUUGAGGAAAGAGAUUCAGCAGAUCGAAAACGAGUCAAAAGCGCCACAAGAAGAAGCGGUUGAGAAGAUUGAUCGAGUCCGUAGGAACAUUCAUCUCCAAGUUGAAAAUAUGCAUUCCGCAUUGAAGGACGACUGUACCGCUCUCCGGUCCGACUUAGACCUGCUUCGUUCUCAGGUAUCAACUCUCGGAGAAGCUGUCGAAACCUCCAAGGCCUCCACCGCAGACGACUGGCUACGAGUUACUGCGGUGCAGAGUAAGCUCACUUCAUUGAAGGAAGAAAAUAAGGGGCAGUUUGGGCAAGUGGCGUCCUCGCUCGAGGAUCUUUCCAAGGAAUUGAAAUCGACCCAGGCAAAACUCAGUCAACAGCCGACACGUGAAGAUUUGGACUCGCUGCAGACGGAAUUGACUAACGUAGAAGGCCUAGUGGAGAGUUUGAAGGCAGUCCGCGCACAGGUUCAGACAGACCACCAAAACCUAGAGUUGACCCAGCAAGAUGUUGCAGAGCUUAGGGCGAUUUGGCAAGACGGUCGAAAUCUUCCUACAGAGUUCGACUCGCUUCGGCAGCAAUUUGUACAGGACUCGGCUACGCACACGGUUCGCAUGGAAAACCUCAAAAAUUUCUUGGUAUUCAUUCAGGAGAAGUUUGCAGAGAAAUUCGCGGAGAAAUAUGGCGGAAACCUGAAAGCUCUCCGGUUACAACUUGCGGAACAAGCGAACAAGCAACAAACAGAGAAUCAAAUACUCAAGAGCCAAUUAGCCAAGUAUGCCGAGACCUUUCGGGAACCCGAAAAGCAGCAUGAUGAGCUCCUAGUUGGCGAGCUGGCACAGAUACAACAUGAACUCAAAAAUUGGGGACCGGAAGUUCAAGACCCACGUGAAAGGCGAGCAUCAUCAGAUAUAGGUCGGCACGUGGAGAAGCAGGAUUCUAUCUUGUUGGGAAACUGCGACAAGCUGGCGCAUUUGUACUUCGGCCUCGACCAGCGUAUUACGAGGACUCGUGAGAUGGUGGAUGUCAUAAAUACACUUCUGUCACUUAUGCAAAGACAGCUUCACGAAGUGGCGGCCAAUCGGCGAGACAUACGUGACCAGUUGGAAAGCUUGCGAAUCACGGUCAGAAAUAUUGCGGCUGAUCAAGAGAAGACUGAGGGCAUUAAUGCACGGUUUAGAUCUAAGCAUGAAGCUUUGGAGAAGCGGUUCGAAGAAGGGCUCAACAAAGAGGCGAAAGACAUGGAAGACCUAUCUCCCUCGAGUAGCCGAGACGAGAGAGACCAAUCGGCUUAUCGCGAAUUGGGCGACAAGAGCGUAAAAGAUCUGCGUCAUAUCAUUCACCAAGAGUCGAAUAGAGUCGAUCACCCACGCCAGUUAUCUCCACAGAGUGAUGGAAGAGCAAUAUCACUUGAAGCUGAGGCACCGCCGAUGAACGUCGACCGCGGGUCGCAAGUUAAGCCUAGCGAGCCGGAUCGUGAAACAACUAUAAUUGCAAACGCGGGGUGGGCUUGGACGAAUUCCAGUGCUACAGAAAACAGAAACUCUGACGACAACGAGCACUCAAGGAAAGAAUUGCUGGCAAAGUUCAAGAAGCCGGUGACACCCCAAUCUCAUGCUUCGUCGCAACACCAACCUCGGAGCGCACGCGCACGUGGUCAUUCUCAACCAACGUCAAAACGCAAAUAUGCAGAGAGUCAAAAAUGGCAUGGCUCCAGCGAUGACGAUGAAGACGAGGUCCAGGCUCCCAGGCGCAAAACCCGACGUUACGGUUGA
Molecule: messenger RNA, 2448 nt
Organism: Cladophialophora psammophila CBS 110553
Lineage: Eukaryota; Fungi; Ascomycota; Eurotiomycetes; Chaetothyriales; Herpotrichiellaceae
Exons: 1
Coding region: 1-2448 (815 amino acids)
Source: RefSeq, a predicted model, not a curated record